UUUCGGAACGCUGGGGUGAAAUGUUUGGGGCUCAGGCAGGGCGUGGUGGGAAUGUUGGCUGCGGCGGCUCCGAGGGCUCUGUUCUGCCAACUUCUAGUCCUCUAUCGAUUCCUCGUGGGCGAUGGAACUCCCGGGGUGCCCAGGCCCGAAACCUUGCGGCCACCCCUUAGCAGGACAAUGGCCAAGAACAAAUUCAAAGGGCAGAAGUCCAGGAAUGUAUUUCAUAUAGCUAGCCACAAAACUUUCAAGGCUAAAAACAAGGCAAAACCAGUUACUACUAAUCUUAAGAAGAUAAAUAUUAUGAAUCAUGAGAAAGUCAACAGAAUGAACAGAGCUUUUGUAAAUAUACAGAAAGAACUGGCAAACUUCUCAAAAAGCCUUUCUCUUAAAUCUGUGCAGAAAGAGCUGAAGCACCAUGAAAAUGAACCAGCUAACGUUGAUGAGGCGACACGACUAAUGGCUCAGUUGUAAUACAGAGAUAGUGCAUCACAUUCCCCCAAAGAUCAAUAAACUCAAUGUUUCAUACAACUUUA
This is a messenger RNA of Mus caroli (Ryukyu mouse), 533 nucleotides long. RefSeq names its product ribosomal biogenesis factor (gene Rbis). NCBI's taxonomy places the organism in Eukaryota, Metazoa, Chordata, Mammalia, Rodentia, Muridae. Gene Ontology annotation, cellular component: nucleolus. The record is from RefSeq and is a predicted model, not a curated record. Gene Ontology annotation, biological process: ribosome biogenesis.